AUGACAGACGAUCUGCGGAAGAUCGUCGUCCGGGCCAACCCGGCGAUCACGGACGAUGCCGAAGACGGGGAGAAUGAGCUGAUGGAGGGCGUCGAGGAAGAGCCGGAUUGCCUGCCGGGAGUCUCGUCUGCUUCUGCCGAACAUUCCGACUUCAACUCGCCAGACCCCUUCGAGAUUCCGAGCCCCAAGAAGAUGCUGAAGCGAAGAAUGAUCAAAUCGUUCACCACUGAGGACCGUCUUCUGUUGAUCGCUUGUGCGGCGGAUUCGGAUAUGAAGACUUUUGGAAUUAUGGAAAAGGAAGAAUACGAGUACGACUAUUCGUCAGGGAAAUUUCGAUGUCCCAUAUGCUUCAAGCAGACCGAUUUGAAACGUCUCCAUCAAUUACGUCACAUCUGGCGUUUCUCAGCGCGACGCCUACUCCCCUUCUCAUUCUCCGAUUACGCCAUACUU
This is a messenger RNA of Mesorhabditis spiculigera, 450 nucleotides long. NCBI's taxonomy places the organism in Eukaryota, Metazoa, Nematoda, Chromadorea, Rhabditida, Rhabditidae. The record is from the annotation of a GenBank genome assembly.